Gregarina niphandrodes is the source of this 771-nucleotide messenger RNA. RefSeq lists its product as hypothetical. Lineage: Eukaryota; Apicomplexa; Conoidasida; Eugregarinorida; Gregarinidae. The record is from RefSeq and is a predicted model, not a curated record. The transcript has 2 exons. Bases 1 to 771 code for a protein of 256 amino acids.
AUGCAUUACCUACCGGCGGUUAUAUUGGCUGCUAUAGCGUAUGGAGGGCCUGGACGCCGUUUCCUGAGAAGCUUUGAUACGUUUGAGUAUGCAACCAAAAUUGAUUGUUCUACUGCGGUGUCGAUAUCUCUAACGGAAGCGGACGGCGAAACUUGUGUGAGUAAUUGUGUAAAUAGCAAGUCCUGCUCCCAGGUGGGGUCUGGAGGUGCUGAAGGCUUCAAUGUAGGGAACUGGAGACGCUGCCUGCUGGAUCUGGGUCAGUAUUGCGCUUUCUCACCAGAAAUUUACUACGGCCAGCCUGUGGUGCAAUCCAAGCGAUAUACUGCAACCAACAAUAACAUCACUAUAGCCACCAUAACCAAACAAGGUACGGGCAUAUCGGCUUCCUUCCGCUGGAGGGUCCCUGACAAUCUAGUUGACGAGUGCUCGAAGAGGCUAUACUCAAUGACGUGCUCAAAGAAUCCGGAUCAGACGGAUCUGUCUCCUCUCGUCGUACAUGACUGGAAGAACCUCUCCUACCUAUUCAUAAAGACCGAACCCGUUGAAACCCUCUGUGCUUCUCCCUGGUCGAUUCUGGACUCAACUUAUGACAACGAAAGCAGUACAUCCUGCUUCAUAUUCCCCGAUCUUGAACCGCUUCAAGCAUUCGGACAGAUGUACAAGACUCCACACCAGAUAGUGGGCAUGCGCAAAACAAAGUUACUGCUCGAUCUCGAUUCAAGAGGCGAGUACUACAUCGGAGCGACUCCUUUGGACGGCUAUGAUUCUUGA